AUGGGGGAGCAUCCCCAGGCCCUGCCCAGUGCUCUGUCCCCACAGAUCCCGCAGUGGUGUGCCGAGUACGCCUUGUCCCUGCAGUUUGCCCACGGGCUGGUGGCCUGUACCCAGCCCCACAGCCUGGCUGCCCUCAGCCUCUCCCUGCGCGUGGCCGACGAGAUGGACCUCAACCUGGGCCACGAGGUGGGCUACUGUGUCCCCCACGAGGACUGCUGCACCACCGAGACCAUCCUCAGGUAUGGGGAUGGGCAGACGCUGCUGCGGGAGAUGCCGUCGGCCCCGCGGCUGCGGCAGUACGGGGUGGUGGUGCUGGACGAGGCGCAGGAGCGGACGGUGCCCACCGACGUGCUGCUGGGGCUGCUGAAGGACGUGCUGCACCAGCGCCCGCCCCUCAAGGUGGUGGUGGUCACCUUGCCGGCCAUGGAGGAGCAGCUCCGCGCCUUCUGUGGGGACCCCCCCGUGGUGCGGGUGCCGGGGCCCGGGCCCCCUCCCCAGCUACUCUACAGGGACCCACCAGCCCACGGCCACGUUGCAGCCGCCUGCCAGGCCGUGCUGGACAUCCACCGGCAGCAGGAGCCCGGCCACAUCCUGAUCUUCCUGGCCAGUGGCCAGGGAGGUGGUGGAGUCACCAUCCUCAGAGCCCCUGAGUCACUGAUGCAAGCACUGGAGGACCUGGACUACCUGGCAGCCCUGGAUGACGAUGGGAACCUGUCGGAGGUGGGGAUCAUCAUGUCGGAGUUCCCCCUGGACCCCCAGCUGGCCAAGGCGCUCAUCGCCUCCUGCGAGUUCGACUGCGUGGAGGAGAUGGUCAGCCUGGCUGCCAUGCUCACAGUUUCCCCCUGCUUUCUGCCCCCCUCCUCACACCUGGAGGAGGCGGUGACCCUGCGGCGGCGGGCUCUGCUGCACCCAGAUGGAGACCACUUCACCCUCAUCAACAUCUUCAACGCCUUCCAGCAGAACGGGGACGAGGGCUGGUGCCGCAAGCACGGGCUGAGCGGGGAGGCGCUGCGGCUGGCGGGGGUGGUGCGGGCGGAGCUGCUGGAGGUGAUGCGCCGCAUCGAGCUGCCCGUCUCUCCCCCCGCCUUCGGCACCGACGCCAACGUGCUCAACAUCCAGCGCGCCCUCAUCUCCGGGUACUUCCUCAAGCGCCUGCCCCCCUGGCUGCUCUACCACGAGUUCACCAUCUCGCAGGACAACUGCCUCCGUGUCGUCUCCGAGAUCCAGCCCCAAAUGCUGGGGGAGCUGGCACCCCAGUACUACCUGAGCAACCUCCCGCCCAGCGAGAGCCGGGACCUGCUAUCUGCUUUCCUUCAGGAGGCUGUGGUGGAGUAG
This is a messenger RNA of Chaetura pelagica (chimney swift), 1335 nucleotides long. It is a transcript of the gene DQX1, whose product is annotated as DEAQ box RNA-dependent ATPase 1. Gene Ontology annotation, molecular function: RNA binding. Lineage: Eukaryota; Metazoa; Chordata; Aves; Apodiformes; Apodidae. Gene Ontology annotation, cellular component: intracellular anatomical structure; spliceosomal complex. The transcript has 9 exons. The record is from RefSeq and is a predicted model, not a curated record. The coding region runs from base 1 to 1335 and encodes 444 amino acids.